This is a messenger RNA of Mercenaria mercenaria, 3158 nucleotides long. RefSeq lists its product as uncharacterized. Bases 37 to 1206 code for a protein of 389 amino acids. The transcript is spliced from 7 exons. Lineage: Eukaryota; Metazoa; Mollusca; Bivalvia; Venerida; Veneridae. The record is from RefSeq and is a predicted model, not a curated record.
GAUAGAGUUGUGAUUGGUAGUACUGGAACAUUAACAAUGACAUGUGAUGUCACUGAAAACGAUGUUGAAAAUAUUUACCUUAUUCAGAUACUGCGAGAAACUAUGUCAGGAUCAGGUAAUUUUGAAUCAGUUGUGGAAAUGGAAAACGCUGAUGGUCCUGUAUUAAAAGUAACAAACAACAAAGAUUUUGUUGCUGGAGGCACGUAUGAUCUCGGAAACACAGAUUUGUCAGUGAGCAUGAAUAUAAGUAAGUUGCAGUGCAAUGACGCCAAGACUUACAAAUGUGCAUUGACAUAUAAAAGUACUACAGUUAGUACUCCAUUGACAUUGGAAAAGAAUGGUACUUUGUCAGCCUAUGUGUACCCUAACGUAAAGGAAUUAGAGGCGGAGAGGAAUGGUAAGGAAGAAUAUAAGGGAUCCUUACCUACAGAUAAAGCAACAUUUGCCAUUGGUGAUGAAUUGGAACUUACUUGCACAGCUACUAUUGGAAGUUUACCAGCAACUACAAUCAGUUGGCGAAAGACUUCUGAAAUCGGACAAACAAACAAUUUUAUAGGAUAUCAACCACAAGCAGGAACAUUUGAUGAGGGCACUGCAAUAAGUGACAGUGAGUGUGGUUAUACCAGAGUAGCAACAAUUACAUACAACACCACAGUCAAUGAUGCAAGCAGGGCUGAGGAUAACCCCCUAGCAUUUGAGUGCUAUGUUUCUGUUAGUGGAAAUCCAUACGGAACAACAUAUACAACACAAAACAAUCCUAGGUUUUAUGCUGACGUCAGUGGAGAUGAUGAAACUCCGUCAUCUGACACAGCUACAGCAGGAAUGGGGAGUAAUAUUGGAGCCAUUAUAGGCGGAGUAGUAGGAGGCCUUCUCGCCAUCAUAAUAAUUGUUGUUGUCGUUUGGUUCUUGUGGUUCCGUCGCCAGAGAGACGGUGCUGAUUACACUACCAAGGAAGAAUAUGGAUCUGAGAAUCCUAACAUGGCUCCACCGGUUGACACUUAUGCAAGUGUUGAUAAACAUAGGAAAAGCAAAACUCCUGAGCAUGGAAACGGUGUGGAUGAACCAUUGAAACCGAAGCCCAAACCACGAGCCGGGCAACAGGAACUUCAUUAUGCAGAAUUAGAUUUAACCAAAAAUCCUCCGGUAGCUCCGAGAAAGAAACGCAACGACCCAGUAGAAUAUGCAGAAGUCGAGUUCCAUAAAUAAGACACAAAUCACUGAAGAUUUUAUAUACGUUAAAAGUGAAAAUGGUGUUAGACAAUAUUAGUGAUUGUGUUCAGAAAUUGUUUUAUAUGCCUGGAUGCAUUCAGAUUCCUUACAUUAAGAAAAUGUAUUGUUACAUAACUGGUUUUUGACAGGAACAUUCCAACAACUUGACUGACUGGAAUAUAAUUUUUAGCUCGACUAUCAUAGAAUAGUAGAGCUAUUGGACUCGCCCAUGCAUCCGUGUCCCGAUUUGGUUAAGUUUUUGUAUGUAAGCUGGUAUCUCAGCAACCACUUGUGGGAAUGGAUUGAAACUUCACACACUUAUUCACUGUGAUAAACUGACCUACAUUACACAGGUUCCAUAACUCUAUUUUGCUUUUUUACAAAAUUAUGCCCCUUUUUCGACUUCGAAAUUUUUGGUUAAGGUUUUGUAUGUAAGCUGGUAUCUCAGUAACCACUUGUAGGAAUGGAUUGAAACUUCACACACUUAUUUACUGUGAUAAACUGACUUACAUUGCACAGGUUCCAUAACUCUAUUUUGCUUUUUUACAAAAUUAUGCCCCUUUUUCGACUUAAAAUUUUUGGUUAAGGUUUUGUAUGUAAGCUGGUAUCUCAGUACUCACUAAUUGGAAUGAAUUGAAACUUCACACACUUGUUCACUGUCAUGAUAUGACUUGCAGUGCAAAGGGUCAAUAACUCAACUUCGCAUUUUACAAAAUUAUGCCCCUUUUCAACUUAGGUGUUUUUGGUUAAAUUCCUAUAUGUAAGCUGGUAUCUCAGUACCCACUAAUGGGAAUGGAUUGAAACUUCACACACUUGUCCACUGUCAUGAGCUGAUAAGCACUUUGCAGGUUCCAUAACCCUAUUUUGCUUUUUUACUAAAUUAUGUCCCUUUUUCGACUUCCGUAUUCAUUCAAUCGACAAGGCUGUUGAAUAGUCGAGCGUUGCUGUCCUCCGACAGCUCUUGUUCUCCAGUGUUGUUACUACAAACGUUUUGUUACUUUUAUACUUUACAGUUGACUUUUAUAAGCUUUUAUUUAGAAAUAAGCUGUAGUGAGUUUAUAAAAGUCAUUUAAAGUUGUUUACUGAAAAACUCUUAUGAUAGGAAUAACUGGGAAAUUUGUCUGGACUCAAUCCUCCCUUAGGUCUUGACCAUACAGUAGUUUUGCCUACCAGAAAUAAGUAUUAGCAUACCUACUACAAAUACAGGAAAAUAUAGGAUUUUAUGCCAUUUUGUGUGAUGCUUUUGUUUGCUGAUGUAUGUGUUACAGUAUCAUGUGUCUGGUUACACAUAUUUUGAAUGUAUGUUGUGUAUGGGAUUCUGUUUUAUGAACAAACCAUGCAUUCCAUUCUGUGAAAUCAAUGAAUUUUGUGGGCAUGAAAUUUAUUGGUUUUGGCAAAAACAGCUAUUUCUCUUGGUUUAUAUUUGUAGAUUUCAAACUUUACUAAUGAAAUGAAUAGAAACUUUCUUUGUUCAUUCAGAUUAUUUAAUUGUAUGGAUUGACAUUACAAAAUGCACAAAUCUGCCACAAAUAGUAAUGAUUUUGCAGUAGUCAUGUGAAUGCAGUCACAAUAUCUUCUUGUUGAUUUAUCUAAUUUUUGACAUAGUUGUAAAUAAAUUUUGUGUCAGUGAAAUCUAGAUCUGCCUUAUAUAUGAUUCUAAAUACUUUUUGUCUUUCUUACAUAUAUUCAGAAUGUAAUAUUAUUAGAUUUAUAAUGUAAUCAUCUUGAAGAUUUUAUAUUUGAUUCUUAGAAUGUUUUGACACAUACAGAAAUUAAACAGUCUCAUGUAUACUCAGAAUAACUGUAAACUGAAAACUUUCAAUUGUAACCAUAUAAGUAAUGAAUAUACCAGGGUUGACAUUCAUAAGAAAAAAAUGGGAUUACAAAAUUAAUGACCACAUGACCUCACAUGCACACAUCUCCGGUUUUAAGUCAAAUUUUUUAAAAUU